CGGUCACAUUAGUGUCAUCGCAUUCUUCCAGUUUGAUAUUGUUUUGUGUUUUGUUUUGCCUUUUUUUUUAACAACUGAAAACCCAUUGUGCACCUUUGCCGAGUAUUGUCGAGCGUGAAAAAAGUGGAUCACAAUUGAACGGUUGGCAGUAGCAGCAGCAACCAUGGCAUUUCGCCAACCGGAUCACGAGAUGAGCGUCACCUCGCUCGAUUCAAGCGUCGAAUUGCGAUCGCGCUCUCCGUCCCCGCAGCUCUUCAAUCGGCGCAAGCUACGCUUUGCCGACGACGACUUUGACAAGGACGAGCCCGACGGUGCCAGUCCGCAGCAGCAGCAGCAGCAGAGAAAGAAGCUGGCCGCUGGAGAGGGCGGUAGCGGUGAUGUGUCCAUGUCGCCGCCGUGCCAGAAGGUGCGAGCCUUGCGCCUAUUUAGCACGCCAGCUACACCGAAAACGAUCCUGCAAAAGUCAACGACUCAGUGCCGCAACCAUCUCUCGGCUGCGGCAGCCGCCGUGAAUGCAUCCCGCGAGGAGCCCUUCCGGAUUUCGGAGCGCCCGAGGUCCUUGCCACUGCACAACCGUAACAUUCCCGCCCAGGACACGGCCAAUGUGAAUCCCUUUACACCCGACAGCCUGCUGGCACACAAUAAGAAGCGCUGCCGCACCCAAUUCGGACGUGAGAACCUCAAUGUGAAUGCCAUGCAAAAGUAUUUGCUCAGCUCAGAUGCCUUCGACGAGGAUGCGGCGGAUGCGGAAGGCGACUCGGGCCGCGAGAUACACCAGCAGGCGCCGAAGCGCCUCGCCCUGCACGACACCAACAUAAGCCGUUUCAAGCGCGAGUUCAUGCAGGUUAACGUAAUUGGUGUUGGCGAGUUUGGUGUUGUAUUUCAGUGCGUCAACCGGCUGGACGGGUGCAUCUAUGCGAUCAAGAAGAGCAAAAAGCCGGUGGCAGGCAGCUCCUUUGAGAAAAGAGCCCUGAACGAGGUCUGGGCUCAUGCCGUGCUGGGCAAGCACGACAAUGUGGUUAGGUACUAUUCCGCCUGGGCUGAGGACGAUCACAUGCUGAUACAGAACGAGUUCUGCGAUGGCGGGAGUCUGCAUGCCCGCAUCCAGGAUCACUGCUUGGGGGAGUGCGAGCUCAAGAUUGUUCUCAUGCACGUGAUCGAGGGACUGCGCUACAUCCACUCCAAUGACCUGGUGCAUAUGGAUAUCAAGCCGGAGAACAUAUUCUCCACUAUGAACACGAACGCACACAAGCUGACUGAACUUCAGGCGCAGCAGCAGCAGCAAACAAAAAAUGAUGACGACGAUGGAAUGGAUAGCGUCUACGAGGAGCUGCGACACUCUGACAACCUAGUCACAUACAAGAUUGGCGACCUGGGCCAUGUGACGUCCGUCAAGGAGCCGCAUGUGGAGGAGGGCGAUUGCCGAUACCUGUCCAAAGAGAUCCUACAGGAGAACUACUCCAAUCUAUUUAAGGCCGACAUAUUUUCGCUGGGCAUAACACUGUACGAGGCGGCCGGCGGCGGUCCACUGCCCAAAAAUGGUCCCGACUGGCAUAAGCUGCGAGACGGUGAGGUGCCCAUUCUGCCUAGUCUGAGCAAAGAUUUCAACGAACUAAUCGCCCAGAUGAUGCAUCCAGAUCCGGAGAAGAGGCCCAGCUCCCAUUCCAUAUUCAGUCAUUCAAUCCUUAGCUCUGUCGAGUCCAAGAGUAAGCUUCAGCUAGGUCUGGAGCUGACAGUGGAGAAGCGUAGGAACGAGAUACUGAUGAACAAGCUAAGAGAGGCAAAGAAACAAAUUAAAACACUUGAACAACGGGUUAAUCUCCUAGCGGCGAACAACAACCCAGAUAGUCUGGAUGGUCAGCGAUGUCUUCGCUCCUUCACGCGACGCAUGCGCACACCCUUCGAUAGCCUGGUGGCCGAUCGCAACAAGAACGUUAUCAGCAAUGUUUGAUAAGAUCGCGAUUCAAACACCGGUAGCCAAACUCUUCCGAAUAGAACGUGAACUCUAAGCUCACAUUGUGUUACACUUAAUAUAUUAAUCAUAUUAAAGAUAUUGUACAAUAUUAAAAAAUUGUCGCUUCGGCCGAUCGUGUACCCCGCCAUUCCCGGAUUAUUUUCACAGUUCGUGAAGCAACAACAAGCAUGGCUAAUAUAAUAUCUAUAUUUUUUUUCCAAGUUCAGUGAAAUUUUCUUUACUGAGAAAAUACACAUUUGUUUUAAGAUAAGAAGGAGGUCCUCAUCGUAGAUGUUUAAGAUAAACAAAUAGCUGUAAAUGAGUAUUGUUUUCAAAAUUAAAAUAUUUAUUGUGUUACAUAUGGAAAGCGAAACUGAUAAACGAGAUAAUUCGUUAAAUAUAACGAAUACAAAUUCUA
This is a messenger RNA of Drosophila kikkawai, 2372 nucleotides long. RefSeq names its product Wee1 kinase (gene Wee1). The record is from RefSeq and is a predicted model, not a curated record. Gene Ontology annotation, biological process: negative regulation of G2/MI transition of meiotic cell cycle; mitotic cell cycle; protein phosphorylation. Gene Ontology annotation, molecular function: ATP binding; non-membrane spanning protein tyrosine kinase activity; magnesium ion binding. Gene Ontology annotation, cellular component: nucleus; cytoplasm. NCBI's taxonomy places the organism in Eukaryota, Metazoa, Arthropoda, Insecta, Diptera, Drosophilidae.